Closterium sp. NIES-65 is the source of this 1818-nucleotide messenger RNA. Lineage: Eukaryota; Viridiplantae; Streptophyta; Zygnematophyceae; Desmidiales; Closteriaceae. The record is from the annotation of a GenBank genome assembly.
AUGGCGAGUCACAGCACUUCUACUACCCUGCCGACUAACAGCAGCGCGACCAUCGCCGCACCGGACGGAGGGACGUCAGAGUCCCUUGCCGCUGCUCUCUUCUCAUUGGACGACCUCCCUUCGCCGCUCGCUUCGCUGCAUGCCACUCUCCCGCCGCCGCCGGCUGCGCCGGUUUCUCAGAGUCCUCUCCCCGACUCGGAGCAUAAAGGCCGCUUCGGCUGGUCCCCAAUCGGCCCCCGCGGCUUUCCCGAGGAGGGAUUUGUGCUACACGCUGAACCUCGCUCCGAACCGCUAAACGAGCCUCUUGCCAAGCCUCAGAUGACCGCUGUGGGCGGCGAGGAGGUGGCUGGUGAAGCGGCCGCGGAAGUUGGGCUGGGAGUGCUGACAGGGCUGACAGGGCUGACAGGGCCUGCUUCUGAAGCUGCUGCUGCUGCUGCUAUGAUGCGAGGAGCGGCGGGCGGGGAGGUGCAGCUAGAGCGCAUGUUGGUUGGCCUUUCUAAGCUCGCAUGCUCGCUGCGACAGCAGGAAGCAGCGCAGCAGCAGGCGGCGUGGCAGCAGCAAGCAGAGGAGCAGCAAGAAGCGCUGCAGCACUGGAACGUCCCGGCGCCUGCAGCUCGCACACCGCCGCUGCAAGCGGCUGCAGCAGCAGCCAAGGCAAGGAGAGAGGAGGUGUCUCUUGAGGCGACUCAGAAGUCAGUAGCAGUAGCAGCUGCAGUCGCAGCAGCAGCUGUAGCAGCAGCAGCCGCAGAGGCAAGGAGGGAGAAGGCGAGGAGAGAGCAGGCGGUGCUGUCAAGCCGUGUGAUGGCGACUCUACAGAUGGGAGCAGGCAGCGAGGCCGAGAGGCGGCAGCUGUUAGCUCUCCUGCUGGCGCUGAAGCAGGUGGAGGAGCAGCAGGCGCAGGAAGCGCAGCAGCAGCCGCAGCAGAAGCUGAGGCAGAACGCACGGAAGCGGCAGAGGCGGCAGAGGGCGAUGGGAGGUCAAGGGUUGUCAGGAAACCCUCAGUCGCCGCAAGUGCAGCAACAGGAGCAGCAGCAGCAGCAGCAGCAGCAGCCUGAGCAGCAGGAGCAGGAAGGAAGGAAUGAGGAGCACCGGCUCUUAGCUAGCUCGCCUUUUCUCGCGGGAGCAAGUCCUGACCUCCACGAUGUAGGUGUAAUGGGACGCAUGGACGGGCGGGGAGGGGAGAGGAGCGGCGGCAGUGGCAGCAGUGGUGGUGGCAGCGGUAUCGCCAGUGGUAUUGGCAAUGGUGUUCGGACUGACCCGGAUUUUUCACUGCGUGGUGUUGGGAAUGACGUCUAUUUUUCACUGCGUGGUGUUGACAAGAGCCUCACCAGUGCUCUAAGUAAUGAGAUUCGUCUUAACCCAAUGCGUGGCAUCAACAGUGGCGUUUUCAGCGGUGGAGCUGCUGUGAACAUUGGGACAACGAAUGCUGGCAACGUUGGGAGGAAGAGAAGAAGCCCUGACGCCCUGGAUGACGGCGCUACAGCCGCUCCCCAGUGGCAACACGGCAUGCAGACCCCCGCCGGCUGCUACAGCCGCAGCGUGCUUGACCAUGCGAACCAGAGUGGUGUGCUGGAUGGCAUGCUCUUAAAGGAUGCAGACUCAGCGCCAGUGGGGGCAGCGGCAGUGGGGGCAGCACCGGCACACCCUACUUUGUCUCCUCUUCACGGCAGCAUGGCGGUGGCAGCAGGGCAGCACAUGCACCUCCUGCUCCAGCAGCAGCGGCUGCAGCAGCAACAGCCACUGCAGCAGCAGCAGCAGCAGAGGUGUGAGCAAGCGUCACAGCCUCUGUCACCGGAGGCCAGAAAUCAGCGCUCUUGA